ACGAAGGUAUCCGGAUACUUUAGUCACAACGCCGAACCGAGGAAGAGCGACCGAAGAUGAGCUGGCGCGCACAGAUCUCCCGCAACAUCCAAGAGCUCCGUUUCGUAGCAUGCAGUACGUCGGACAGUAGCAAGGGUCUGCGCAAGUUUUUCCGUCGCAACUACGAAGAACUGAAAAUGCUCAAUCCUUGCACCCCGUUCAUCUACCGUGAAGCCGAAGACGUAGAACCGUUCGUCUAUGCCCGAUUCGAUUGGGGUGUCGACAAGCAAGUGUACGUCAAGCACAAGAGCGACGACGACAUUUUGCGUGUACUGAAGGAGAUGAACCAAUUUGGUGAAACCGCUGCGCGGUCCCCCGAAAGCGAUAUCUUAUUGGCUCAACCCAUCAUUGACGGCCGCAUCGGCGAAGACGAGUAUGAGCCCAUUAACAUCACGUGGGACGGCGUGACCAUCCGUCGCAACCCCGACUUCACUGCCCCGUUGAAUGUGGAUGAAGAGGACAUUUAAGCCGUCGUCGAGUGAUGAGUCGUCCAUGGACCCCUCAACCUCUCCCACACACUAACAAUACCAACUUGGCCAUCACAUGAAACAAAACGUUGCUGAGUUCUAUUUGCGA
This is a messenger RNA of Aphanomyces invadans, 615 nucleotides long. RefSeq lists its product as hypothetical. NCBI's taxonomy places the organism in Eukaryota, Oomycota, Saprolegniomycetes, Saprolegniales, Verrucalvaceae. The record is from RefSeq and is a predicted model, not a curated record. The coding region runs from base 57 to 506 and encodes 149 amino acids. The transcript has 3 exons.